Messenger RNA from Chelmon rostratus (copperband butterflyfish), 2997 nucleotides. Its product is annotated as fibroblast growth factor receptor-like 1. The record is from RefSeq and is a predicted model, not a curated record. NCBI's taxonomy places the organism in Eukaryota, Metazoa, Chordata, Actinopteri, Chaetodontiformes, Chaetodontidae. The transcript has 7 exons. The coding region runs from base 261 to 1787 and encodes 508 amino acids. Gene Ontology annotation, molecular function: fibroblast growth factor receptor activity; fibroblast growth factor binding. Gene Ontology annotation, cellular component: plasma membrane.
AGCGGACUACACAGACUGGACUGAGGUUUUAAAAAUGAGCUCAUGAGACUUUUGGUUGCGGAUUCGCGGUUUCGUUACGGCCUCGAGUCCGUUAUUUUUCUGUCAGAGACGAGCACGCGCUGGUCCGGUAGAGGUCGGUGAGAAGUCGACCACUGACACUUUUGAUUCAUGGACUCAACACGGACUUUAGCUAAAAGCAUUUCUGUCAAGAGGCUGGUUCAAGGUUGACUUCAUUCAUAGAAUAUCCAGAUUUAGGGAACAUGAAGUUGUCUUUGGACAGUAUGGGCAUCCUGAAGAUUGUGCUCUUCAUCUUUGAGGCCAUUUUACUGACCGACUGCGCAAGAGGACCUCCAAGGGUGUCUGAGAAGGUAGCUCACAGACAGUCGGCCCGGCUCGGGAGUGCCAUUAAGCUGCCGUGUCCAGUGGAAGGAGACCCUCCGCCCCUCAUAAUGUGGACCAAAGACGGGCGCAACAUCCACAGCGGCUGGAUCCGUUUCCGUAUCCUUCGCAUGGGCCUGAAGAUCAAGGAGGUGGAGGCAGAUGACACAGGGACAUAUAUCUGCAAAGCCACCAAUGGCUUUGGUAGUGUCAACGUCAACUAUACCCUUAUCGUCAUCGAUGACUCAGGUUCUGAUAAAACUGGACCCAGGGCGGCUGAUGGAACAGACUCUGACCUGGGCACCGAUGGCUUGUCAGAAAAAUUUGUGCGUCCCCGCUUCACGCAGCCCGCUAAGAUGAGAAAAAGGGUGAUAGCGCGUCCCGUCGGCAGCUCAGUGCGGCUCAAAUGCAUGGCCAGUGGAAAUCCUCGGCCGGACAUCGUGUGGCUGAAGGACGACAGGCCGCUGACGGAGCAGGAGGUCGGCGAGGGCCGUCAGAAGAAGUGGACUCUAAGUCUGAGGAACCUGACUCCAGAUCAGAGCGGCAGAUACACCUGCAGGGUCUCCAAUCGGGCGGGGGAAAUAAACGCCACUUAUAAAGUUGAGGUCAUACAGAGGACAAACUCCAAGCCUAUUUUGACGGGCACUCACCCGGUCAACACGACGGUGGACUACGGAGGCACCACGUCGUUCCAGUGCAAAGUGAGGAGUGACGUCAAGCCGGUCAUCCAGUGGCUCAAACGCGUGGAGUCGAACGAGGAAAGCCGCUACAACUCCACCAUCGAGGUGGGAGACCACCGAUUCGUGGUGUUGCCCACGGGGGAGGUGUGGUCACGGCCCGACGGCUCCUACCUCAACAAGCUGCUCAUCACCCGUGCCAAGGAGGAGGACGCCGGCAUGUACAUCUGCUUAGGCGCCAACACCAUGGGCUACAGCUUCCGCAGCGCCUUCCUCACUGUGCUGCCAGACACAAAGCCUCCCAUCACGCCCAUGUUCUCACCAGCCUCCAGCUCCCUCCCCUGGCCUGUCAUCAUUGGCAUCCCUGCUGGAAUAGUGUUCAUCUUUGGCACCGUGCUGCUGUGGUUCUGCCAGAGCAGAAAACACUGCCCCCCUCCCAGCACUCCAGCUGCAGCCGCGCAGGUACUGCAGAGCUCCCACCGGCUGCCAUAUCGAGAGCGGGACAGGGGCUACAUGGCUCCGUCCUCCAGCUCCUCCAGCCCAGAGAAAGACUGCAUGAGCUCCAUGAACUAUGAGGAGUACCUGGCACAGCAGCAGCUCCUCCUCACGCAGGGAGGACCAACAAUCCCCCCUAAAAUCUACCCCAAAAUCUACACUGACAUUCACACACACACUCACUCCCACGUGGACGGGAAAGUACAUCAGCAUCAGCACAUUCAUUUUCAGUGUUAGCCUCAGUGCCAAAUAUCCCCCACUGACUUCUCCAGUAUCAUCGCGGGACAAUGAGCUGUGGACUGAGCAGCAGCUCCUCAGCGAUAUUCACCUGGCAUUACUCUUUAAAAAAAAAAAAACUCUUCUCGUAGCUGGAGAUUGCUGUUAAGGGCGUGCACGUGGGAAAAAAAUAGUGGCCAGUGAUACACACCUCGUGUUUUUACAUCCAAACUUCCAUAUUUGGUGCUUAUUAUACAUAUUUGAUUUUUUUUUAACUGUCAGAUCCUCCUCACACCACUAAAAUCCACAAAUCCUUGUUGUGCACUUAAUACAAAAAGGACAAGGACUUUUUUUUUUGUGCAGCGUGUGAGUUUAAUCGCAGCUAUUCAGGCCAGCUGAAAGGUCUUCCUCAGCAGUUGAAUUUUGCAUUUUCCUACCUGAAGUGUAGCAGAAAAUGGGGGUUAGGUUUUCAGCUGUUGGAGCACAGAGACUCUGUGUUCUGCCUGGUUAUGAAGACGAAAAUGGUACUCAAGAUUUACAAAGGGGCCGGUUUUAUGCUCCUACUCAGGUAGUCCUUUUGUUUGUUCAAGAUGCAAAAUGUUUGCAAUGCUGACCACUAUGUUACCUUUCUCCAUCCCUCACUUUUGUCCUCUGUUGUGAUAUAGAGUAGACUGGUAAGUUUUUAUAGCCUUUGUACAGCAUGCAAACCUUGCCUAAGACUGCAAGGGAUGGAAGAAUUGUGUUUCCACAUUAACUGAAUUGGUCUUCUUUAUCAUUUUAACUUUUUUUUUUAGGUAGGUUCCCAUCAUCAGUCAGUAGCAUGUUGAGGUAAACCAGCAGAGGACGGGUCUUUUAGACUGCCACCUUAUCCAACCACAGUUUAUGAAGCUGUAGUCAUUUAUAAUCAAGUUGAGUCAUGAAUAUUUAAUUUAUUUUGCUAAAAAAAAAAGUAUCAAAAGUUUAUUUUUCAGAGUAAGGUGUUUUACAUAUCUACGUAAUGUUAUUAAAGUAUACUGUUGUUGUCAUGUAUAGUACAUUUUGAGUACUUCGCCACCCAGUUUAAUCACAUUUAGUUCAUGCCAAUAUUUAGGUAUUUCUGUAUGUAAUUGGUUAUAUUUGACAAUCCUGUAUGAUGUACUCUGUUCAAGGCUCAAAAACUAAAUCAUCUCAAGUGUGAUGGUUUGGUAGUUUUAUUAAAUGAUCGAAACAAAUUCAAUCUCCACGAAGGCUA